GACGGUUUUACCCUUGGGGGUGAUCCUGCACGUCAAUAUUCCACUCCCCCUUGCUUGCCAUGGACAAGCGAUUACGCCGUCACUUGCUCUUCCUCCCGCCGUUGGCUUUCUUCCCCACUUUCGUCGCUUCAAUGGAGCAGACUUACAUUAUGGUGAAACCCGAUGGCGUACAACGAGGCCUUGUUGGAGAAGUCAUCUCGAGGUUCGAGAGGAAAGGGUUCAAGAUCACUGGUCUGAAGCUGAUACAGUGUCCGAGAGAAUUGGCCGAGGAGCAUUAUAGAGAUCUAAAGGCCAAGCCAUACUUCCCUAAACUGAUUCAGUUUAUCACUUCAGGCCCUGUUGUGUGUAUGGCCUGGGAAGGCGUUGGUGUUGUUGCUUCAGGGUGUAAGCUGAAAGGUAGAACCAGUCAUCUUCAAGCUGAACCAGGCACCAUUAGAGGAGAUCUUGCUGCUCAAACUCAAGGGUUGGAAAUGGACUGUGAUGCCGUGGACGGUUCGAGGUCGCAUUCUCUUUGCAGGAACAUUGUCCAUGGUAGUGAUAGCCCUCAAGACGCCAAGCGAGAAAUCGCUCUGUGGUUCAAACAAGGUGAACUGUGCGAGUGGGAACAAGCUCAAGCUUCAUGGCUUAGGGAAUGAACCCUGAGAGGAAACUACUUUAUCGUCCAAUUGGACACAAAGCUGUUUAUGCAAUCUUUUGUCUGAUUUCAAUUAUCAAAACUCUCCUAUGUUGCUUGAUUCCACUCUUUGAUCAUCUCCCCAAUCAAAAAUGUCAAAUCCGAUGCAAUGGUGUGAUGAAUCGAAUGAAAGAAAAACAGAGCCACAUAAAUUACACAAUAACCUGGCAUAUUCGAAA
Molecule: messenger RNA, 852 nt
Organism: Tarenaya hassleriana
Lineage: Eukaryota; Viridiplantae; Streptophyta; Magnoliopsida; Brassicales; Cleomaceae
Product: nucleoside diphosphate kinase II, chloroplastic-like
Exons: 6
Coding region: 60-635 (191 amino acids)
Biological process (GO): UTP biosynthetic process; CTP biosynthetic process; GTP biosynthetic process
Molecular function (GO): nucleoside diphosphate kinase activity
Source: RefSeq, a predicted model, not a curated record